Molecule: messenger RNA, 2583 nt
Organism: Scomber japonicus (chub mackerel)
Lineage: Eukaryota; Metazoa; Chordata; Actinopteri; Scombriformes; Scombridae
Product: protein spire homolog 1-like
Exons: 18
Coding region: 1-2583 (860 amino acids)
Biological process (GO): cleavage furrow formation; actin filament network formation; Golgi vesicle transport
Cellular component (GO): cytoplasmic vesicle membrane; cell cortex
Molecular function (GO): actin binding
Source: RefSeq, a predicted model, not a curated record
AUGGCCGAGCAGAGAUGCGGGGACCACGGAGGACUGACGGAUGCUGCUGCAGCGACUCACCGGGAUGAGCAGCGGCGUCACAGCACCAUGAAUCCCACGGAGGACUCGGGAGCAGAGGAUCUGUCUUUGGAACAGAUACUAAAGCUUUAUAGUCAGCCCAUCAACGAGGAGCAGGCUUGGGCGGUGUGUUACCAGUGCUGCAGGACGCUGGCGAGGGGACACCGGGGCAGGAGAAGCUCCGCCGCCGCCGGAGCUUCAUCAUCUUCGGCUCCGUCAAGGAUAUCAGGACCGGCGGAUGUUAGGAUACAAAAGGACGGGUCUGUGAGGGUGCAGCACCAGAGCUGUGAAGGUAAAUACAGCCCUUGCACAACAACAGAGGUGAUUGAGUCUCUGGGCAUCAUGAUCUACAAGGCUCUGGACUAUGGGCUGAAGGAGAAUGAGGAGAGGGAGCUCAGUCCUCCUCUGGAGCAGCUCAUCGACCUCAUGACCAACAUGGGAGAAGCUGAGAAGGACGCCUGUCCUGAUGAAGGCUACGAGGCCACAGAGGAAGAGGAUGAGGCAGAGGACGACCCUGACAACAUCUGCAGUGUCCAUGGCUACAGAGACAUCCUCAAGCUGUGUACAGGUCAUCUGCCCAGUCUGUCAGACGCCCCCAGUCACUACCAGGCAGUGUGUCGAGCUCUGUACACAGAAACCAGGGAACUGCGCACUUUCCUGGAGAAGAUCAAGAGUGCCAAAGAGAACCUCCGUAAGAUGGAGGCAGAGACAUCAGAGGAGCCUGCUCGAGACCUGAAUGACCUACAGAAUGCUGACUGGGCUCGAUUUUGGGUUCAGGUGAUGAGGGACCUGCGUGAAGGAGUCAAGCUGAAAAAGGUGCAGGAGCGCCAGUACAACCCUCUGCCCAUCGAGUACCAGCUCACUCCCUAUGAAAUGCUCAUGGACGACAUCAGGUCCAAACGCUACAAACUGCGCAAAGUCAUGGUGAAUGGAGACAUCCCUCCCAGGUUAAAGAAAAGCGCUCAUGAAGUCAUCUUGGAGUUCAUCAGAUCCAGACCUCCUCUAAACCCUGUGUCGGCUCGUAAGCUGAAGCCACAGACGCAGCAUCCUCCCACGCUGCACGAGCGUAUCCUGUCGGAAAUCAAAGCAGAGAGGAAACUUCGACCCGUGUCGCCCGAUAUGAUCCGCAGGGGAAGGCUGGUAAUUCGGCCACUUAGCAUGUCUUUCAGUUUUGAUGCGUCAGAUGAAUUUAGUCCGUACAUGGGAAGGAGGACGUCAAGUUCUCUGUCUCUGUCCAAUGGAUCAGCAUCACCCAGAGUAGAGCCCUCUGGAUGUCAUUCUGCACCCCAGAGGAAAAGGCUUCUGAAGGCUCCCAGCCUCGCCGAGCUGGACAGUUCGGACUCUGAUGAUGAGAUUGUUGGGCGCAGAUCUGCAAGCAACUCCAGUGUGGCUACGUCUUUUAUGGAUGAUACGUCUCCAGAGUCUGCACCAGGGAAGAAAACUCCCCCGCUGUUCCUGCCAAUCUCCUCUACACCCCAGCCAGAGAGGCGUAAGACCUCCCAGAGGAGACACUCCAUUGAGAAAGAAACCCCAACCAAUGUCCGACAGUUUCUACCACCCUCCAAACAGAAUUCUAAGUCUCUGGUCGGGAUGAUAGCCUCAUUUCGUCUCUGGAUGCCCCUCCUGCACCCUUCUCCCUCCAUUCUCCACCCUUUGCGGAGCUCCCACCCUAUCGAGGCGUUUGUGUUGGGGUUGAUGAAGGCAGUUUUUGCUGUGUGCAGGGGCAUUUACAUCAGUGGAACAGAGUCGGACAAGGAGGAGUUCUGUUUCCCUGUGGAGUGCUUGUCUCUGACGGUGGAGGAGGUGAUGCACAUCAGACAGGUGCUGGUUAAGGCAGAGCUGGAGAAGUUCCAGCAGUACAAAGAGAUCUACAAUGCUAUGAAGAAGGGAAAGCUUUGCUUCUGUUGUCGAUCCAAAAGGUUUUCUCUUUUCACCUGGUCCUACAUCUGCCAGUUUUGCAAAAAGCCUGUGUGUUCACAGUGCUGCAAAAAGAUGCGGCUGCCAUCCAAACCUUAUUCCAGCUUGCCCAUCUACUCCAUUGGUUCAACCAACACUCUCCCCAGGGAGAGGAUAAAUGCCAUGUCUUCUGUAGGUCAGGCACUCUCCGUAGCUGGAGAGUCGGGCCCGUCAGCAGUGGAAGGAGCAGCAGCGCCCCCCACUUUGAAAGAAGCAACACCAGGAACAUCCAAAGCUGCUGGAAAAGCAGCAGCUAAAUCUGAGAAGUCCUCCAGCAGCCCACGACGACAAAGCAUUCACAAGACAAUGUCCAAGUUUUCGAAGCAUGGCUCGUUAAAGUCUCAUGAAGAGCUGGAGCUUCCCUCUGAGAUGACGGAGGACUGGGCCAGCAUGGAGGUGUGUGUGGACUGCAAGAAGUUCAUCUCUGACAUUAUCGCCUCCAGCAAGCACAGUCUGUCUCUGGCCACCAAGCGGGCUCGCUUAAAACGCAAGACGCAGUCCUUCUACUUGUCCUCCCCUAAAGGAAGGGAGGAGUACCGGCCCUCUGAACGAACAAUCAAAGAGAUCUAA